CAAGAAGGCUCCCAGAAGAAAGGCCCCAGAGCAGCCGAGGGACGGCGGGGAGAGUCGGGGCCAUGGGGCAACGGUGCAUGACAUGCUAGCUAGCAUGCUGGCCUACUUAUCAAACCACACGCCCAACAAAAUAUAUAUCGCUCAUCAGCGAUUAUAGCCUUCUAUGCGCGUGCUAUAGACCCCAGGAGAUGGCAUAAAAGCGAUCACUGCAUUUGCGCUAACCUGUGCCUUUCAAGCAUUGCCACCAGCGACGCGCACAUACUGUGUAACAACAAUCAGCAUGUGUCGCUAGCUUGCAUACCGCUGCUGGGCCCUGCAGCGACUACCGGGCCGUCCGCUCCGCCGUCCACUCCGCCAGCCGGCCGCCACAACAGCAGUCUCAGCAGCGCACCGCGACCGAGCUUUCGUACGUGUGCAGCGGCCCGGCCGAUGCUCACAUCACCAUCGCGAGCAACUGCUCGCCGCGACGCCACGCAUCCGCAGCCACGGCGCACCCCCGGCCGCCGCGCCCGCCACGGCGCCUCGGUGGGCGCUCAAGGCGCCUCAAGGGCGCCAUGGGGCCCCCACUCGUGCUCAUCCUUGGCGGGGUCGCUGGCUAGCUUGGCAUCAAACAGGCGGCAGGCGGACGCGGCAGUAGCACCGCGUGUGCCGGCAGCGGCAGUAGCCGGAGGCGAGGCACCGGCGCUGUUGCUUCAGCCGCUGCUACAGCCGCAGCUGCCCGCGGUUGUGUUUGCGGGGCUGCAGGGCGAGUGGCGCCUCCGCCGCCGCAUCCAGUCGGCGUUGCCCUCCGAGCCCUCUGGGGAGGUGCUGGGGACCGCUGUCUUCGCGCGGCCUGCCUGCAGCAGCAGUGCGCUUACGGACAGCAGCAGCAGCAGCAGCAGUGGCGGUGGUCGCAGCGGCGGCGGUGACUACAAGAUCCGUGUAGGAAGCAGCAAUCACAGUAGCGCUGCCAGCGCCACGGCCGCCGCGGCCGCAUCUGGCACUCCUGGCGGCGUGGCGACGCAGCCGUCAGCCGCAAGCCAGGCGUUGCCGCCACCAGCAGCAGCAGCAGCAGCAGCGGCAGUAGCAGCAGCAGCACCAGAAGCGGCAGUAGCAGAACCAGGCGACUGGCACUACAGCGAGCAGGGGCACUUCACGACGGAUGCCGGCGGCAGGUUCAAAGUGCGGCGGCAGUACGUCUACGCGCUGACAACCAGACCCGGAGCAGACGACAUGGCAGUAGCAGCAGUGGCGGCAGCAGCAGCAGCAGGACCGGGCGCCGCGACGGAAGGAGCGCCGCGCGGCGCACAGGCGGCCUACCAGCUAGAGAGCCGGCACCACCAGCACCCGCAACAGGGCUCAUCACAGGCCUAUCAGCUGGAUGUGUAUUUCGCAGCGGCCGGCGGCGCGCGUGACUACCACUUCCACACACUCAGCUUCACGGCGCCACCAGAGCCAGUGGCAGGACCGGAGCCAGUGGCAGGACCAGAGCCUGUGGUCGGACCUGAGCCAGGGCCUGCGCGGGCACAGGAGCACCCAAAUCAGUAUGUGCUCACGGCGGCAGGGACGCCGGGGCAGGAGCCGCGGCAGCAGCAUGCGGAGGAAGGGAGAGUCACAGCCAACUCGGCUGUUAGCGGUAGUACCAGCGGAAGUCGCGAUGGCGGUGGCGCAGGUGGCGGAGGUGGCGGAGGUGGCGGAGGUAGUAGAGGUGGCGGUAGGGCAGGCAGCAGCAGGUGGCGGGCAGUGGCGGUGGGUAGCCACAUCUGCGACCAGGACCUGCACACCAUCACGCACGCCUUCACGCUGCGACGGCUGGAGGCCUCCGGUGAGGGUCCGGACGGCUGCAGCUGCGGGAGCGGCGGCGGCGGCAGCGGCAGCGGCGGCGGUGGCGGCGGUGGCUGCGGCUGGCUGCUGGAGGCGUUUCAGGUGGCGGCGGUGGUGGUGGGUCCGCAAGUGAACUACACAUCCACAGCCGCCUACACGCGGCCUGGCUGACGUGCUGGGCAGGCGCCGCAGCACGCAGAGGGCGGGAGGGUGAGAGGAGGGGUGGAGGUUGCAUGUGGCUGGCAGGCCGAGAGCCCGAGGAGCUAGGUGCGCUUGGCUGGAGGGCAUGUGGGUGCGGGGAGGAGGCGAUGCACUGGACCGUGUGUACGGUAUUUGCGGAGGCUGGCGGAAUACGUGUGCUUGCGUGGGCAAGUGGGCUGUGUGUGUUUGAUUUGCAUCAGGGAAGUGGGCUGAAUGGCCAACGUUGUAUGUUUUGCUGGGCCUUCCUGUCUUGUGCAGCUGACACUUGUCAAUUACGACAGGCUAUAGGGACUGACUUGAUGGGUUGUGAGAAUGUGAGAUCACGGUCAUGGCGUAUUGGGCCAAACCUCAGGUGGGGCCGUGUUGCCUGCAAGAACUUGCGGCCUUGCCGUGACGAAUGGG
This is a messenger RNA of Chlamydomonas reinhardtii, 2406 nucleotides long. RefSeq lists its product as uncharacterized. The transcript has a single exon. The coding region runs from base 430 to 1974 and encodes 514 amino acids. The record is from RefSeq and is a predicted model, not a curated record. NCBI's taxonomy places the organism in Eukaryota, Viridiplantae, Chlorophyta, Chlorophyceae, Chlamydomonadales, Chlamydomonadaceae.